Dimorphilus gyrociliatus is the source of this 3958-nucleotide messenger RNA. The record is from the annotation of a GenBank genome assembly. NCBI's taxonomy places the organism in Eukaryota, Metazoa, Annelida, Polychaeta, Dinophilidae.
AUUCACAACAGCCAAUCACAAGUAUCGACAUUUUUUUACUCUUAGCCGAGCUUCGUGUUUUUCACCGACGCCAUUUUGAAGUUCAGUAUGAUUUAAUUUGGCCUACUAGUUGUACAUGGAUUACAGUCUGUUUGUGGUGGAUGAUACAUAAUUACUAGACGUAAACUGUGCGCAAAUAUCAGAUUGAUCCGUGGCCGUUGAAGAGGAAAAUUUUGACGUUUUCAAUCUCCGUCUGUAAAGUGUGUCAGUAUAUCCGUGAGACGUGGUAAGUCACGUGACAUGUGAAAUUAACACACUUCUACUAAGAUUUUAGACAAAAAUUAUAUGUAAUACUCUUUUUUAAUUAAAAAAUGUAACUGUAAUUUAAAAAAACGAUUUGAUUGCUGCAAAAAACGCGUUAUUUUGAUUACCGAACAAAAUAGUUCCGUUUUCAUAUUAGGUUUGUUUGAAUGGAGUAAGUGACGCUAUUCGCGUCUGGAGACUUUGACCAUGAUAAAUAUUGGUUUUAAGAUCAUGAUUGAAGAACAUGAAAAAUUUAAAAAACCGCUUCAUGUGAUGAUCUAAGGAGUACUAACUAAGAUACUGCUUUCUAUAUCAUUGGCUCGAGCUUUGAUGAGCAUUUACAAUUAAUCGAUUUGUAAAAUGAAAUUUUUUUUUUCAGAAUGGAAAAAGUUGAAUGCACUGGACGUCCGUACAAUUAAAAUUCUGGCUGUCCGGCCCAAAUGGCCCCAGCGCUAACGAAUGAGGUUGAGAAGAAUAAUUCUUCAGCUAUAAAAUUGAAGGUGUUGGAAUAUUAUUCUGCCUCAAUCUUCAAUUCUGAACUAGCUGGAUUUAAAAUGAACGAAAUCAACCACGAUGUUGAAUCUCGACCUCAAAAUGACCAAGUCGAGGAAGAGCCAGUUGACGUUCGCCUCCGAAAACUUCGAUCGAAACAGGAAGCGAUCAGUAGACGGUUAAAAAACUUGCAGUUGCAGCAGCUACUUCCACAUAUUAAUUCUCAACUGACUCAUUUCGUCCAGUCGCAAAAGUCUAAAUUACAAAAUGCUGCUUCACUGAAUCAACAAGCGUUGCAACCGGAGUUAGAGCAUGGACAAAUGAAAAAUUUGCCCACAAAUGAACUUGUAAAACUUGUUAGAAUUCAACAAAAAAAUCAAAAAUCUAACAGUGAAAAUUCACCCAUUGUAAAAUUAGAUGGGAGGCAAUGUGAAAGGUUGGAUGAAUUAACUGGAAGACUUUCUUAUUAUGCUGCUCAUCAUCGCGAGAGAACAGAUCCAGACGCAACGGAUAGUUCAACAGAUGCCGAAAGCUCAGACGACACUGAUAUCUUUGAUCCUGCCCUGGAAGCCUAUGCUAAAAUGAGAAGAAUUCACAUACGUUCUCGAGCGGAUUUUACAUGGAGUAGAGAAAGAGCCUCGGUUGCAGCGCGCUGGUCGUGGUAUCGUGCCCAGGUAUCGGACCUUGAAUAUAGAGUUCGCCAUAAUGCUGAUUUGUAUCGGCGAUGUCGGAAAGAGAAACAACCUAUAAUUCUACAAGAGCCGGCAAUCGUUAGUAAAAUAAUCAACGUACCAGCAAAGCAGGCGGCUGAAGAAGGUUCGUCAAACGAAACGUCCUUUAGUCCUUUAGAUAUUUGCGGUAAACCAACAGUUCCGGUCGUUCCAAAUGGAUUGAGAAAUCAUCUCUCUUAUUCUAUUGUAUCUGAUGUUUCGGAACAAUGUGCACGUCAUAAAACUUUAAAGCAACCAUUGCUCAAAAACCGGAAAUUAAUAAGGACUUGCGACGUUUCCAAUACUUCCAACGAAAAAUUGCCGUUGAUUCGUCUUAGAGCGAAUCGAUUAUCAACGAUAAAUUGCCGCUGUUUGACGUUUAAUGAAACGUAUCAAUACGGUGCAUCACAUAAAACGGCUCCAUCAGUGUGUCUUGUUUGUAAUGGACGUCGAAAUCAUAAAGAUUCGGUUUCUCCCAGUAGACAAUCACGACCAGUUAGAAUAUCUCUUCUAGAUCAAGCAUAUCAUCCUGUUUUGGGAACAAACCAAGAUAUUGCUGCUCCUUUAGUGUUUAACGAACUACAGAGAUCUGGAAAAUAUAGAAAGUUCCAGAGUGCAGUGAAAAGGGAUUUACUGCUAGCCAACUCAACAACAACCGACAAAAAACGAAAGAAUAGACAAGACAAAAUUCGAAGAACAGUGGGAGCCAAUUCUAAAGCGAAUUCAGUCGCUAUGAAAAUACGAAAUAAAUAUGGAAAAGAUGCAGUUAAGAAUUGGCGGAACAAAAAUUUCCAUAAAAGUUCUUCCCUUCCAAAAUCGAUUGGACGAGUCGAUUCGUCAGGUGAACAAAGGGAAAGCUUCAACGAUGAUUGCCAUACUCCUAGCCACAUAAACAGAUCACGAUUAAGUUCUAGUAGCGCAUCACGAAAAGAAAGUGCUUUCGACAUUAAUAAUAUUGUGAUUCCUCAUCAUAUGGCUGCUUGCACUCGUUUGGAGCGUUUGAACUAUAAGGAAAUUUCAGUUCCGCUAUGGAAAAAAUUUGAUGAGGUUAAAAAUGGUUUUAGCGAUGAAGAAGUGUUUCCUCCGGAAGAGAAACGCCGAAAGAGCUCAGGAGAGGAAGAGGAGGUGGACGUGAUGUCUACAAACUCUCCCGUGAAAUUCCGUAAUCUAUCUCUAAAUGGCAAACGUACAGAGGAUGAAUAUUUUGCUGACAAUUCAUCUAAUGAAAGAUUUGAAAAGCUCUUAAUUGAUCAAGAAGAACUAGAAAGGCAAAAGUUUUCGAGAUUGUCCGCAGGAACAGAUGCUCGAAGACCUUCUCUAAGUGGGAGACAAUCAACAUUAGAAGGUGAUGAUACGAAUGAUGAACCAGUGUCACUUUCCAAUGAAAACAGUCAGGAAAUGACGGAAAGAAUUGAGAAUGGAAAUGUUUUGAAUGAAGAACGACCAUAUGACACAACCCCUUUUACAUCAAGAACGUUUCCUUUAAAAGAGGAAGAGUAUCAAGAAAUGAAGGACAUUGAUGCAGCAAUGACAAAUACAGCUAAUACCAUGGAAACAAGUCAAGUCAAACUUCCUUCAAGAGUUUCGGGAGCAAGACUGGAUUUUGUUUCUUCAGACGAGGAAGAAUAUAGCCCUUUUAAAUCAGUAAAUAAUGUUGUACCUUGCUGCGAUGCAAAUGAUGGAGAUGAAGAUGAUGAUGAUGAGGAUAUGGCCGAUCAUGUUACAGUAGAGUCUUCAACUGAAAAUCGAACGAUUGACUCUGAAACAGAAACAGAUGAAGAAGAAACAUUAAUGCGCAGUUAUGGGAGUUUGGACAUGAAAUCAACUCCUACAAGUGCAAAAUCCAGCAGGAACCGUUUAAAGUCAAACUCGACGAUCAGAAAAAAACAACCUAGCAAGAGUAAAAGAUAGAAAAUUAGGAACAUUCCCCUGUUGCUGUAGAAUAUAAUACUUGACCGUCAUUUCUUGAGUCUAUUUAGCUUCGUGUAUAUAUACAGGAGAGAUGGUGAACUAAAUAGAACGCAGACUCAUGUGAUAUGAAAAAUAAUAAUAACAAGAAACGCCGAUGUUUAGUAACCUGCAGUUAUAGAAACGCGUUUAGAGCAUGUUUCUUGCUUUGUCUUUAUUAUUGUAAUCGAUUUUUUUUCUACAUAAUGAAGGCGAGACCUGUGACUGAUUAUGUUGUAUAAACUUCAGUAAAUGGGUGUGUACAUAUAUAUUGCGUUGUAUAUUUGGGUUUUACUUGUAAAAAAAAUAUUUUCUGUUAUUAGUGUAUGUAUUCUCUUUGACUGUUUACGGCCACGACAAUUUUACUUUGUAAUAAAUGUUGACAAAAGAAUUUUAAACGGUUAAUGUAACUCCGUUUCCGUAUUGUUUGUUUACAGGAGUAGUUUGAAACCUACCCACAGAGUGGCAGCACUGCUUCAUUGUCAUUUUCGUAAGACGGUUCCUCAUUCUAAUUUUCAGAUACGCAC